This is a messenger RNA of Eruca vesicaria subsp. sativa (arugula), 2337 nucleotides long. Lineage: Eukaryota; Viridiplantae; Streptophyta; Magnoliopsida; Brassicales; Brassicaceae. The record is from the annotation of a GenBank genome assembly.
CUCACACACACACACACCUCAACCAAAAAAAAACACACAGAAAAAUAAAGUUGAUAGCUUUAUUGCAUAGUAAUAUAUAAACCAAUCACUCUCCUCUCAUUAACCAAAACAAAAAAACAGUUCCCUUGUUCUCAAAAAAAAAAAAAAGUUUUGAUUUUUCUCUCUGUUUCGUUCUCUCGUUAACAUCUGUGUGGUAGCCAUCGAGUAAGAAACAAUGGAGGUUGAUUCAACUAAUGAUCCAUAAGCUUAAAAAACGGGUCAAAAUCAAAACCCAGAAACCUUUAUGGACGAGGCACGACUUGUGGGAGACUACGAACUUGGCCGGAGACUCGGGUCUGGUUCCUUCGCUGUGGUGUGGCUAGCAAAGCACCGAUCCUCUGGUUUAGAAGUCGCAAUCAAGGAGAUUGAUAAGAAACUCCUUAGCCCUAAAGUCAGAGACAGUCUCCUCAAGGAGAUUUCGAUUCUCAGAACCAUCGAUCAUCCCAACAUCAUCCGAUUACAUGAAUCUAUUGAGACUGGAGAUAGGAUUUUUCUUGUGUUGGAGUAUUGUAGUGGAGGUGAUCUUGCUGAGUAUAUCAAUCUCCAUGGAAAAGUCUCUGAGCCUGUUGCUAAACAUUUUAUGAGGCAAUUGGCUUUAGGUUUGCAAGUACUUCAAGAGAAGCACUGUAUCCACAGAGAUUUAAAGCCUCAGAAUUUACUUUUGUCGUCAAAGGAAGUUACUCCAUUACUAAAGAUAGGAGAUUUUGGGUUUGCAAGGUGUUUAACACCGGAGAGCAUGGCUGAAACGUUUUGUGGUUCUCCAUUGUAUAUGGCUCCAGAGAUUAUCCGGAACCAAAAGUAUGAUGCCAAGGCUGACUUGUGGAGUGCUGGUGCGAUUUUGUUUCAACUUGUUACUGGGAAGCCACCUUUUGAUGGGACUAAUCAAUUCCAGCUUUUUCACAAUAUUGUGAGAGACACUGAGCUGAAGUUUCCUGAAGAUUCUUUGAAUGAGAUUCAUCCUGAUUGUGUUGAUCUCUGCAGAAGUCUUCUACGCCGAGACCCAAUUGAACGCUUGUCGUUCCGAGAGUUCUUUAGCCACAGGUUCCUUCAGGAGGCAAGACAAACUUUGGGUGUUACUCAUUCUGAAUCUACGGGGAAGUCCUCUUUAUCUUCUCGACAACCAACUAGUACAAACCUGUUCAAAGCAAGUGCAGAGAAUGUCUACAAACAUGGGAGUUCUUCUAGUGCCUCAACGUCUAACAUUUUGAUGCAUAAUUUCUCUUACUCCAAAGACAGUGAGGGACAGUCUUCAUCAAAUCAGUUUGGAGUACUUGACUCUCUUGAGCUCAUAGAGAGGGAGUAUGUACUUGUAAACCGUCCUUCUGAAGGUUCAUCAGAUUGUACUGACACAUCGCUAUCUGGGAUUUGUAACUUCUUACCAAAGAACGAGAAAGGUUCACUUGAAGCACAAAGACCAGGAAGCGGAUCAUACAUGUUAACAGAAGUCCAACGGUCAACUAUAGUUCAUCCUCCAACGAAGCUCCAACUUUUGCAUCAGUAUGCAGAAGCACUUGCAGAAGUAGCUCGUGAGAUGGGCAAUGCAGGACAGGUUAAGGAAUCUUUUGCUGUUACUCUCGUCGUUUUAGCUGCCUGGAGAAAAGCUUUGGAGAUAUGUGAUUCUUGGAUGAUGUCCGUUGGAGAAGAUAAAGUGAAUCAAGAGAUAACCACAGCUCCAGAAGCUUCAAAUCCUGAUUUAAACUCACCAGCAGUAGCUAAAACUUGGGUGACACAAGAGUUUGUUACUGCGUUUAACCAGGCUGAGACUUCAUCUACUCAACUAAACGAAACAAGCGCUGCUACUCAUAUGCCUGAUGCCAUGGAAACUAUAUACGAGAAGGCACUAGCAUAUGGCAAGAGUGGUGGGGCGGAAGAGUAUUUGAAUAACAAGGAAAGUGCAGGAAGACUAUACAAGAAAGCAAUACUUCUACUCUCCUUUAUAAUAGAGGAAGCAGUGACACUACCUCUAAACCCUCCUUUCUCAUUAACCCCUGACGACAAGAAGCGUAUUCUCUAUUACAUCUCUAACUUGCAGCAUCGUCGGUCUCAUCUUUAGUGAAAGUUCGACCCCGCUACAUUGUACAGAAAGAAACUUUCUUGGCUCUGCCUUGAGUCAAGUUUUAUAACAUGUGGGCCUUCUUUGUUUCCUUUUAUCUCUUGAAAUAUCAAAAAACGGUUACUCUAUAUUGAUGGUGUUGUGACCAAAAUUAUUUGCCUCCAUUGUAUAGUGCAAUAUCAAAAGCUCUCAAGUACCAUUAGUAUACAACAAUCUACUAUUUUUUUUUUUGGACAAAUAUACAA